UCAUGCGAAGGAUGCGUUGCUUAGGGUUGUUUUUAAUUUUUUAUUGCCCUGGGUUUUGUUUCGAGCGUGGCCUUGCGGGCGUCCAUCAUGGCUUCCCAAACGGUCGAGAUUGCUAUUGGAGCUCUUGUAACAGCGAGUUCGAAAUGUGAAAUCAUUGGCGAAGUAGUGGAACAGAGCAUUAAGAUGAUGAACCAAACAAAUACCUAUCUGGAACAACUGGCUGCACUAUCGUCGUAAGUUUUCAUGCUGAUGCUUGGUAGACCUUCAGUGAGCUCUUGUCAACUUAGUGAAAUUCCUGGGUACCUGCCGAUGUUACGAGGAUGCGUUGCCCGAAAGAUUAGUGACAACUUACUGCAUUGGAAGGAAAACAGGCGGGAGCUGUGUGCGGCGGCCGGCGACGUUGUGCGGAAGUGUUCGGCCGCAGACGCCGCCUACCGCGCGGGCGGGCCGGGUCUGCCCUCCGAGUCGUCCGACCCGUUCUGUCCGCGGCCGCACGUUCUCCUGGAGACCACCCUCGACUGCCGCGACGCCUUCGCUCAGGUGCAAUACUUGCUUUUCGUGGAGGAAGACGAUUUUUCAAACUCAUCACAGGAGGAAGUGACAAAUAUUUUAGAAGACUUAAAAGAAGUUCAAGAUAUUUUGCAAGCUUGUCAAGAACGUCUGGAGGUCUGUCGACCGGUGCUGGACGCCGAGGCUGAUGACGUCACUCGUGGGUCGUCCCGGUGACAGCUGACAGAGCUGUCUCCGGGCUGACGACGGCUGCCGGUGACGGACACUGCGGAUGAUGACAGCCCAGUUGGGUCGUUUCGCUGACAAGCCACCGUGGCUGACGGUGGUACUGGGCGGAUCCAGAGGUUUACGGCUGUGGAGGUGGUCAGAGCACUUCGUCUCGAAGACAUGAACUGUCUUGUCUUACGACAUGUGCGCUGGCAGCGAUUUUACUCCUGCCUUAUGAGUGACUUAAUAUAUCGUUUUGUUUGGGAGUUUUUUUUUCUACAGUCGCUGGAAGUUUGCGACAAACGUAGUAGUAAGGCACAUAUAAGCAUGUCGUAUAACUCGUAUAACUUAUCCACGAAAUAGACUCAAUGCAAAUUAUUUGUUUUUCGUUCCGCUAAUGUACAGCUUACGCCUUACUUACAUGAUACAACAGUGGUUUGCAGUUGUACCUCAAUCCUUUCGAGUCAUUUUGUCUUGAGUUACUAGCGUUUCUCAUUAGCCUGCCAGAUGCCAGUUCAAGCAAAGCCAUAAAACUUGAAUUCAAUUUGUCACUCCCCGACUCUCCCACCGUUGGCCGUUAUCUGGUUGACAGCAAACGUCUGUUGAGACUUCGACUGUUCAUCAACUUGUCUUUUUGCUUUCGCUUAUUGUAUGACCCUCGGAACGAGUGAGUUUCACCAAAAUUUCACAAUCAAUUGAAUUCUCUUUACCCUAAAUAGCAGCCAGCAGCUACGAACGUUGGGCGAGAGAAUAAUGCAGCUAAAUAAAAGGUUCAUUCAUGUUGGCGGUCUACAAUUAUGGCGCGCCAAGGCGGAAGACUGGCGAGAGGCGAGAGAUGUGUGUUGUGUUGGAUAGAUAGGUCAAAAUAAAUUGACUUGGGACUUGUUAUCCCAUGAAUUCAAGUGGGCAGCUAACAGAAGGCGCCGUCAAUGGACAGAGACCUGGUGGUGACGGUCCUGUUCGACUUCGAGUACCACUCCAGCGAUGGCCAGCGCGUGCACAUGCACAAGGAUGAGGAGUUUCUGGUCAUACAGCAGACCAACAGCGACUGGUGGCAGGUGAUUAGGAGCGGCGAGAGGAAGCCGUUCUAUGCGCCCACUCAGUAUCUGAAGGUCCAGCCCCGACCGCGGCCCCAGCUGCCGCCCAAAGUCAAACCGGUCAAACGCAAUGCCCGCGAUAGCAGGAGGGCGCCGCUCUCCAUCACUGACGCCGAGCGUCACAUCAGCUGCGAGGAUGACGCGCCCGGUGACGAGACGCCCGGCCGGCGGCGCUGCAACUCCCUGGAGGAUGCCGCCGCCGGCUCGUCCAGCGUGGAAACGCUCGACGACUCUCCGCCGGCCCCGGUCAGUCGGCCGGCGCCUGGAGGGACGCCGCAGGCCACAGAGCUGUCUGCGGCGGCCGGUGGACAGUCUGACACGACUCCCGGGAGGGGCGCCACGCCGCGACUGCCGCCGUCUCGACACCGCCGGCCGCGCAUCUCCAAGGACCUGUGGGCGCGCAGAAAGUCCUGGUCGGUGGACGAGCGUAGCCGGACCUGGGAGCUGGUGAGGCCGGAGGCGGCGCCGGCGCCGGCCGCCGCCACCAGCACCGCCAGUCUAGACGGCAGACACAGGGCCCCGCCGGACAAACGACCAGAUAAGAAGGCCUCGGCUGCUGCGGCUGCGGCGACGGCGGAUAGGAGCAGAGCUGGAGCUGAGCAGGGUGCUGUACCGAGCGCUGAAUCAAUCGCUGAGCUGAGCGCUGAACCAGGUGCUGCAGCUGGUACUGUGGCCAGUGCUGUGGCUGGUAGUGCGGUGGGAACUGUGACCGGGCCGGUGGCGGAGACAGCAGCCGUGGUGAAAACCGACAGAGUGGCUGCGACGGUGACCGUACCCGAUACCUCUGCUGUGAAUGUGCCAUCAGCUGCGGCGGCGAUCGAUCCUGGGCCCGGUCCCAAGACUGUGGUUGGAGCCAGAGCAGAGCCGGGCGUCGGCACGGACCCUCGGCCGCCGCGACCCGCCGAACGGCCGGUACCCACCCCGAGACCGACGGUGGAGGGGGCUGAGCGGCGACCGGCGCUACCGUCGGCCGUCAACAAGCCGCCGCCGCCGCCCGUGCCUGUUCCUGUGACAGCAGUGCCCGCCGCGUCGGUAAGGGAUGCUGCCGACCCGUCUGCUAGCGAUGGAAGGACGGGUGUAAGCGGUGUGGCCCCGCGGCCGGCGGGGGAGAGUGGGAGUGACGUUGGACAGAGGCGAACCUCAUCGGGAGGCGUCGAUAGUUUAGAGCCAGUGAGGGCAGCUGCAGUGAGUGCGGACAGUGUUGGAGCUAGUAGGGUAAAUGUAGAGUCAGUGCGGCCCGAAUCCAGGCAGCGAGCUACCGAAGAACGAGUGAGGAGGCCAGCGCCAAGGCGAAUCGAUGCACCUAGUGUAGAUAGUUCUAGUAAAACUAACCGGGCUGUCACAGAGCCACCUCAAAGCACAGACUCAGGACGUGUGACUGGAGACAGUGCCAACAUAACCGGAGCGUCGGCGCGGGUCUCUGGCGGCGCGGCGGCCGGUUCUGACUCGUAUCGAGUCGCCGGGGAGGGAGCGGAAGGUGCAGGUCAGAGGAGAGUCAGUAUAGAGAGUGCGGGGUCUCGCCGGGUUCCCGUGGACAGCGUGGAGGUCACGGCGCCCAGACAGCAGGCGGGGAGUACCACGGAGGCCGCCGGACCCAAACGGGAGCACGGCCGGUUCAAGCAGGAGGUGCUGAAGCUGAUCAGCCGCUCCCGCCGCUCAGAAGAACGCCGCUCGUCGGAUGGAGCGCCGUCCAGGAGCCGGCCGACGGCGGAAUUCUGGGACAGGGGCGGCCCCAGACAGCAGGACGGCCGGCCCGCGCCGCCGCCGGCCGCUCAGAAACGUCCCACCACCCUGGAGCGGGAGACGGUGACGAGUGGCGACAGGUCCGCUCCCAUCAGUGGUGUUAUAAUGAAGUCUGCGUCUGUCGAGCUGACACGGACCGUCGCCGGGCCGGUGGAGCAGGCGGUGGCUGCGGAGCGGGCCGAGCGCGGCCCCCGGCCGGACGUGCUACCCUCAGCGGACGGCUCCGAGUCACCCCCGGGCCUCCACCGACAGACCUCCUACGACCGCAGUCUGCAGUCGUUCAGCACCUUCUCCAACCUGCGCUCGGCGCGCAUCGACCUGGCCGGACACAACGCCAGCUUCAAGCGGACGGCUGAGCGGCUGCGGCGGCCGCCGGACCGCGAGGCGGACCGCUCGCGCCGGCCGACCGCCGGCCGCCAGGUGGAGCCGCCGCGAGUGGACGGCCCGCCGCGGCCGCCCGUGCCGCCCAAGACGCUCCAGCUGCGGCUGCAGCCGGCCGCCGACGGGCUGCCGACCACCCCUGACGACGGCGACUGGUCGGACUCGGAGCCGGCGGGAUCCGAGUCGGAGAGCGGCUCCUGGGAGCGGCUCGAUCAGAUGAAGGCGGCGCUCUACUUUGCCAACCCGCUGAUGCCGCGAUCCGGGCUGAGUCGCUCGGCGGACCACCUGCCCGUGCCGCUGCCACGCACACGGCUCACGGAGAUAUCCCCUCCUCAGUCGCGGCAGCCGCCGCCGGUACCGCACAUCCUCGAGGCGCCGAUCCGCAGUCUACACGACGGCUGGGGCGAGUACCUGCACCACGGCAGAAAGUACUACUACAACGUCGACACGCAGAGCAGCACCUGGAAGCCGCCCAGACGAAACGUCAAGUCGCCGGCCACCAGCCCGGACAAGACUGUCGGUGACCCAUCCCGCCCCACUGCCGAGGCCGGUACCCCGGUACUGGAGGUGGAUGUACCGCUGGUACCUCUGCCGCCCGGCUGGAGGCGACGCGUUGACUCAACCGGAGAACUCUGCUACGUGCGGGGCAGUUCGCCUACCAGGUGGUACAGUAACCAGAACGAGGACGACCACGUCUACUUCUUCAAGGAGGGCAGCAACUCCUCCACCUGGACGCUGCCGUCGGCCGAGAACGGAGCUAGUCAGAUGGCCAGGGACACGGAGUCGGUGUCGCCGCGCCCGGUGCCGGUGGGCGGCGUGCCCUCCGUACUACAGGUGGCCCGUGGACAGCGCGGCCGCUCUCUGGUGUAUCCCCCGGCUCCGACCACCGAGCCGCCGCCGCCGCAGCUCGUCUCCGGCAACCAGACGCACACCAUUCUGAACCAGGGCACGCUGAAUCACACCCGGCUGGCCAAGGAGACGUCGUGGAGGGCCCGGAAGAGCUGGGCGCCGUGCCGGGUGGUGCUGACGGACCGGUCGCUGUUCCUCUUCAAAGACACACGCAGCAACGCAGGCAUGCCGCCACACUGGGGUAAGGCCGGACUCCGACCGGACACCAACGUCGACCUGGCUGGGGCCUUUGUCGACUGGGAGAGGGAGGCCUCCUCACGGAAAAACGUCUUCCAGAUCCGCACCGUGUCCGGACUGAGGCUGCUGCUGCAGGACGAUGACGCCCUGACGGCCAACCACUGGUUCGACGCCAUCAAGCGCGCCAUCGCCGGCGUGCCGUGCUCGACCAACCAGCUGCCCGUGCCGCGCCAUGUGACGGCCGACGACCGGCUGACGCGCUCCCGCUCUGUGCGCUUCACAGCCGGACCCGACAGCCAGGAGGACCUUUCCAGGGAUAAUAGCACGAUCAAAGAUAGGCUGAGGCGCUUUUUCCGCGCCCGUCCACCGGCAGACUCUCUGGUCAGCCGGGGCAUUCUCAAAGAUGAGCCGGUGUUCGGCGGCCACCUGGCUGCCCUGUGUACCAUUGAAGACAGCACCGUACCUCGGUUCGUAACGGAGUGUAUCGCUGCCAUUGAGGCCAAGCCGGAACACCUGCGGAUGGACGGCGUGUACCGGGCGUCGGGAAAUCUGAGCCAGGUGCAGCGUAUACGCUGUGAGGUGGACCAGGACAACUACCAGGUACUCUAUGACGAAGAGGACGUCCACGUGCUCACCGGCGCACUCAAACUGUUCUUCCGCGAGCUGAAGGAGCCUCUGAUCCCGUUCGCUGUGCUGCCCGAGGCUCUGCGGGCCGCUGGACUGACGGCCAAGCCCGACCAGGUGGCUGCCUUCCGGCGGAUGGUAGUCGCCCUACCGCCGCCCAACCGGGAUACACUGGCAACGCUGCUGGCCCACCUGAAUAGGGUGACCGAACUGCAGGAGUUUAACCGGAUGCACGCGCACAACCUGGCCAUCGUAUUCGGUCCUACGCUGAUGUGGGCAGAACAGGAGUCUCCCGACCUGGCGCUCGACCUGAUGCGUCAGAACCGCGUGGUCGAGGCGCUGCUCGAGCUGCGCACUGAAGUGUUCGACUCACCCUGAGUUGAGUCGGAGACGGAGGGUGACGUAUGAGGUAUGACAGACCGUCAUACCCAAUGACGACCGGUAUGAUGGCAGAGGGUCUGGAGCGCCGCUGUGGGCCUCAGCUCCUGUGUCUGCGCCGCGCCGGAGCGGUGGUGAAAGGGACGGCAGUCGACAUGGUCUUCUGAUCUGAGCCGUCCCUAUUGGUGCUAGAGAGCUCUUGAGCUGUGGCUGUUGUUCGCCUUUCUGCCAGACGGCAUUUCAGAUGGUGCGAGAACGGCAAGAUGAGCUGCUCAUGACAUGUCUUCGGUGGUGUUUUACCACCACAGUCGCCACGGCUGGGGUCAAUCAAAGCGGCCCCCUCUAAGCAGUGAUCAAACGAGGUGUACUAGCCUCAGUGCCAGUGCCGGGACGGUAGCCCGGCGGAUUUUAUCGUAGGUUCGGCGGACUGGGGGACCGCCGUGGAAACUUAACUUGCCGGCGGUCUGUGGGCGUAUAUGUGGACGCCUGUGGAGACUCUGUGGACGCCUGUGGACAUCCAUGGAUAUGUCUAGGGAUGGGCCGUUGCCUGUAAGCGACACACGCACUGCUGCACUGAUCACCGCGGUAGCGCCACUGUGUAAGUGAUGUGCGUGUGUGCGUGUUUGCGGUGCGUAUGUGUGAACGGACGGUGACCACUGACACCCUUCCGGCCGCCGUAUUUGUGGCGUUACGCGAUGUUGUUACGCUUUCUUCCGUGCCUAUCACAGCCCUGGCGGCACGGGUGCGCCGUUUUGGCCGCCCGGCUGCCGCCUGCGCCACGGAGUGUCUUUUUCUCGUCUUCCUCUGCGUUCCGCGUCCGUCCGACUCUAUGUUUUCGAGUCGGCGACAGUGAUACAGGAGAUUCCAACCAUGGCUGCAUUUGUUAACAAAUCUGUAUUAUUACUAUUGUAAAUGAUGUAUAUUGAGACUAUAUGAUGGUAAUACAAACACGCUAUUGCA
Molecule: messenger RNA, 6986 nt
Organism: Amphibalanus amphitrite
Lineage: Eukaryota; Metazoa; Arthropoda; Thecostraca; Balanomorpha; Balanidae
Product: rho GTPase-activating protein 27-like
Exons: 19
Coding region: 1647-6026 (1459 amino acids)
Biological process (GO): signal transduction; regulation of GTPase activity
Cellular component (GO): cytoplasm
Molecular function (GO): protein binding
Source: RefSeq, a predicted model, not a curated record